Molecule: messenger RNA, 7166 nt
Organism: Salvelinus fontinalis (brook trout)
Lineage: Eukaryota; Metazoa; Chordata; Actinopteri; Salmoniformes; Salmonidae
Product: low-density lipoprotein receptor class A domain-containing protein 2-like
Exons: 6
Coding region: 3049-4215 (388 amino acids)
Molecular function (GO): protein binding
Source: RefSeq, a predicted model, not a curated record
GCUCUGAUUUGUCAUCCUGAAGUUUCCAGAGAUAAAAUGUACCAUAGUUGUUUUUGAUAAAAAAAUGUUUUAUAUUCAAAUGUAGGAACUGGGUUCUACAGUUUGAACCCCUGCUGUCUCUGGCUCCACACCGAGCUAUCUAGAUGUGUGAAAGUCAGUGUAUAAGCUAAUGAGCCAUCAUGUAUGGCAUUCCUGGAAGUAUGUUAACUUACAUUUUGUAUUACCAUAUCAUGUGUGUAUGUAAUCUAUAGUUAUGUACUUAAAAAUUUAUCAAUUGACCAAUUUGGCACAUUUGGGCAGACUUAUUAAAGUAUUGCAGUGCUUCACUUGAUCAAUCUGAAACUUUGCGCACACACUGCUGCCAUCUAGUGGCCAAAAUCUAAAUUACGCCUAAACUGCAAUAUUAUAUUAUGGCCUUUCUCUUGCAUUUCAAAGAUAAAAAAAUGAAAACAUAUGUUUUUUUGUUUGUAUUAUCUUUUACCAGAUCUAAUGUGUUAUAUUCUCCUACAUUAAUUUCACAUUUCCACAAACUUCAAAGUGUUUCCUUUCAAAUGGUAUCAAGAAUAUGCAUAUCCUUGCUUCAGGUCUUGAGCUAGUUAGAUUUGGGUAGGUCAUUUUAGGCUAAAAUGGGAAAAAAGGUUUUGAUCCUUAAUAGGUUUACCGGGGCUGAAGCCCCUGUGCCUAGGCCCGAGGAAGCAAAAAAACAACAACUGCCAACCACAGGAGGUCUCAGGAGCCUGCUCUCAAUGAGUGUAGACAGCCUGCUGCUGCUCUGCUAAUCAUCAGAUGGGGGAAGGAGAGGAGGUAGUGGGCCCAUGUGGUUAACUGAUUAAUAUAUGAUUUUAAAUUAGUUGCAUAAUAAAUAAAUAAAUGUGAAUGGUCAAUUGUGUGAGUCAGGGGCUGGGCCCAAGAGGCCAACAUUUUUAAAUACGUUAUUUAUUUUUUUAUCCAACCACAGGAGCCCGUUCUCUAUGUUCAAAAUACACAAGAGAGCAUAAUUUAGCCAAGAUGAUCAAUAGUUUAUAAAAAAAAAAACUGUGGAUUAAGUUUUAUCACAAGCACAUACUUUUGUAUAUAUAGUGUACUUGUAUGUGGUGUAUUAAAUCAAGAACACAGCCAUGCAAUCUCAAUAAACAAACAUUGGCAGUAGAAUGGUCUUACUGAAAAACUCAGUGACUUUCAAUGUGGCACUGUCAUAGGAUGCCACAUUUCCAACAAGUCAGUUCGUAAAACUUCUGCCCUGCUAGAGCUGCCCCAGUCAACUGUAAGUGCUGUUAUUUUGAAGUGGAAAUGUCUAGGAGCAACAAUGGCUCAGCCACGAAGUGGUAGACUACACAAGCUCACAGAACUGGACCUAUGAGUGCUGAAGCGCGUGGCGCAUAAAAAAUUGUCUGUCCUCGGUUGCAACACUCACUACUGAGUUCCAAACUGCUUCUGGAAGCAACAUCAGCACAAUAACGGUUUGUCGGAAACUUCAUGAAAUGGGUUUCCAUGGCCAAGCAGCCACACACAAGCCUAAGAUCACCAUGCACAAUGCCAAACGUCGGCUGGAGUGGUAUAAAGCUCGCCGCUAUUGGACUCUGGAGCAGUGGAAACUAGUUCUCUGGAGUGAUGAGUCACACUUCACCAUCUGGCAGUCCGACGGACAAAUCUGGUUUUGGCAGAUGCCAGGAGAACGCUACCAGCCCGAAUGCAUACUGCCAACUGUAAAGUUUGGUGGAGGAGGAAUAAUGGUCUGGGGCUGUUUUUCAUGGUUCGGGCUAGGCCCCUUAGUUCCAGUGAAGGGAAAUAUUAACGCUACAGCAGACAAUUACAUUCUAGAUGAUUCUGUGCUUCCAAAUUUGUGGCAACAGUUUGGGGAAGGCCCUUUCCUGUUUCGGCAUGACAAUGCCCCCAUGCACAGAGCAAGGUCCAUACAGAAAUGUUUUGUUGAGAUCGGUGUGGAAGAACUGGCCUGCACAGAGCCCUGACCUCAACCCCAUCGAACUCCUUUGGGAUGUAUUGGAACGGUGACUGUGAGCCAGGCCUAAUCGCCCAACAUCAGUUCCCGACCUAAUGGAAGCAAGUUCCAAUAUCUAGUGGAAGGCCUUCUCAGAAGAGAGGAGACUGUUAUAGCAGCAAAAGGGGGACCAAUCCAUAUUAAUGCCCAUGAUUUUGGAAUGAGAUGUGGCAUAGCUUCUACAAGUGGACCUAAACCAUGCCAGAAACAUGCACACCAUAACAUAUAAUAUUUAUCCCUCAUUUAGUCAAGCCCCGGGGCCUAUGAUUUCUUAAUCCGGCCCGACUCCACUGUUUCAGUAAUUGCAAAAGCAUGCAGCAGUUGUAGGCUAAAAGGAGUGAUAGUGCACUGGGCACAGAUGUCAGUUCAACAUCUACUUUUGAUUUACAUUUGGUUGAUUGGUCAACUAACGUGAAAUCAACCAAAAAUGUUACCAUAUCAUUGGAUUUAGGUUAAAAGUAGGGUGAAAAAAAGGAAAUUCCUUUCCAUUGAUUACAUUUUGCACAUCCAAUGAGUUCUCCACGUUGAUUCAACAUCAUCACAUUUAUUUUUUGAUUGAAAUGAUGUGGAAACAACGUUGAUUCAAACAGUUUUUGCCCAAUAGGAGGCUACAGUUCAGUGAGGAUAGGCUACUAGACCUCUCUGGGAUGCAUCAAGUCAGAGACCCCACCGCUCGUCCUUUGGAAACAUCGCUUUGGGGGCGUUGUCAUGGAAAUCAAAGGACGUGUAGAUGGAUUUGACAAAGAAGGGGGCUUCAAAGGAACAAAAGCCAGUAUGAUACUACUUCCAAAGGUGUCAGAAACAUUAAAAGCGAAUGUCCCUUGUAUAUCCCUCAAAUGAAGACCGCGCUUCUCUUGGCACACCGAUAACCUAAUCUCCACAAAGUGCAUUUUGCAAUAUGGUUGCUUUCUGUGAAGAACAUCAUUUUAAACCGAAUCAGACACACAUGCAACACAGUUUUGCGGCUUGAGAUAUGCAGGCCUGAGUGACACGGAAAGUGCGCAUCAGAGUGGAACACCAUCCUUUGCGCUUGGGAGUAGGCUACCAAGAUGGUCAACAAGGGGAAUAAACUUCAGAGCCUGUCAAAAGGGUUUGUUCUGCUCAGCAUAAUGACACUCAAGACCAAUGCCAUCGAGACGGUCAAUGUGGUGGACUUCUGUGGCCAGAACAUCCGGGGCAACGGGAUGAUUGUCAACUCACACCAGGAGUCCAAGAAGUACUACUUUGUCACCAUGGGAACAGACUGCCACUUCACUAUGCAGGCUUUCUCUCCCAAGGACAAGGUACAGUUCCACUUCCGCUUCUUCCUGGUCUACAGCCUGCUUCGUUUAGCACCCCAAAGUCCCACCUCCUUGUUCCCUGAGUCCCCCCGGGACCUCCGAUUAGAGCCUUCGAAUCCAGUGGUGGAGCCAAGGGACCCGUGUCAUGCGGGGUCAUACAUUCAGUUCUAUGAUGGGCGGGACAAGAACUCGCCUCCAAUUGGGCCACCGCUGUGUGGGAAGAGCCCACCCCGUCCGGUGCUGUCCACAGGGAAUCACUUGACCCUGCGUCUGGUAACCCGCGGUACCCAGCCAAGAGUGGACUUUGUGGGGGACUUUACCUCCUUCAGACUGGGUUUUAACCAAUCCGCGUGCAGCGGCGAACCUUAUUUCCUGUGUCGCAAUGGGAAGUGUAUCCCCAUGAGUCUGGUGUGUGACGACAAGGGCAUUGAUAACUGUGGGGACGGGAGCGACCUAGAGGAUCACCUGCCCUCAGGGUGCAAAGGUCACUUAGCAGGUCAGCUGGCUCCAGCCCAAGCCACUCCCCCAGCAGUGACCCCAACCCCUCCUGUCUUAAAUCCGCCAACUUUUCCCAUGUCCACCUAUAGGAACUGUGGCACUCCAGACGGCGAACCCAAUCACGACUCAGUGACAGACUCUCCACCCUACCUGUCCCUGCUGGCGCUCUUCAUCACCCUGGGUGUGAUAGCUGGUUUGGUCCUGCUGUGUUGGUGCUGCUGGUCUCCAGGAUGGUUCCUCUGGAGGAUCAUUGUCUGCCACUUCCUACCCUGCUGUAACUCAGCCUGUGCCUUCUGCAAGCUCUGUGCCCGAAGCUGUUCCCAGAACAAGGAGCACCGACUGGCUAAGGUUUCACCACAAGGACAGGUCACAACCAACAAUGCCGCCUUGGCCACCCUCACCACAGCCACGGCUAGCGCCACUACUGUCGCUGUGUAGGGGGUCGCUAUAUAGCGUAGGACUGUUAUCGCUAUGUAGGGUAACCACCAUGAUGGCUAACAGUGAGACAGAGGGACUCAUGGACAUGAUGACCCAGAUUUCAUGUUCUAGACUGAUGGACUGAGAUGAGACUCAUCUUUUUGCUAGUUUACAAGAAUGUCAUGGAAGAAGGGGUACUGCAGGGUGUACAUUUGCAUUUUCAGUGGAAAUGAGACAGUGUCAUUAUCUUCUCCCCACAUUUGGACAGUUCUUAAAAUGGGGAGAGGCUUCACUUUUGAAUGUUUCACUCACUGUAUGAUCCUUUUUUGUUGUUGCUUUAAAAAAUAAAUGACUGGCGCUAAAUCCGCUACACUCAAAUUAGUAUGAUUUGUUUUUGCCUUAAGUAAUCUUCUGUCUUGAGUAACCAUACCAAACGUAACAUAAGGACGAUGGUUUGUCUGGUGGAUGGGUAAGCGUAUAACGUAAACGUCAGCAACCCAAAGAUUACGUGUUUGAAUCUCAUCAUGGACAACUUUAACAUUUAAGCUAAUUAGGCACUUUUCAACUUCUGUCUACUUUGUAGUUACAUUGCAACUACUUAGUAUGCUAGCUAACCCUUCCCCUAACCUUAACCCUUUAAACUAACUCUUAACCGUAACCCCUAACCCUAAUCCCUAGCCUAGCUAACGUUAGCCACCUAGCUAACGUUAGCCAAAACAACUUGUAAUUCUUAACAUAUCAUACGUAUUUAAAAUUUGUAACAUAUUGUAUGAAUUGCAAUUCGUAACAUAUCAUACAAGUUGUAAUUUGUAAAAUAUCACACGAAAUGGAUGAUGGACAACCACAAAUGAAUACCAAACGGAACAUAUCAUACUAAAUUGAGUGUCCUGGAUUUUAAUUUACAGGUUUUACAGAGUCCAGGUUUCUUCUUCUGACUAUUUUGUAUUUAAAUGUGCUAGUCGACCAACGUAGGAGGUUAUUUUCUGAAUGUAGCGUAACCCAGGUUCACCUAUUCAAUUCUAUCAAGUUUGGCAUAAGACUCCUAGUUACAAAAGCAUGAGAAAUUCCACUCCCCUCAACCUGCUCCCACUAAAAUGUUAUCUUCCCACACGUGUAAGCCCGUUACUCAGCAGGGACUCACUCCAUCUGCUGAAAAAUACAUUGUUUUGCUGCGGGCAACCAUACAUACUGUAUGUCACACUCAUGUCUGCCAUGUAAACUCAUCCUGCCUAGAUUGAGUAGACACAUAACCUUUCUUGGGUUUCCCGCUUUGCUUGUUGUGUAACUAGAUUACACAGUGCCCCCACCUUUGUCUUUUGAGUGAUUUGGAGAGGUGCUCUCGAGGCUUCUUAAGGAUGACACAUGCUUGACUAAAUGCUGAGUUUUUCUCUUCUGAGUUGCCAAGUGACAAUUGAAGCUAUGGUCCCGUCAACCUCUCAAACUCUCUCUCGCUCUCCCUCUCUUUCUUAGAGACUUAAGAUACACGGAUAUGCCUGCCACUUUAUUCACGAGGUCAUGAACUAAGCUGGAAGAGAUGACAAUGAACAACAGGUGCAUUAGUAUAAUUUUAUACACUAGGGCGUCUCCCUAACUUUCAGAUAUGAUACCAUAAAAGACGUGUUCUCAACACCACAAACAAGAGGACAUAGGCGUUUGAUUGUGUCACACAGCCAAAAUGAUUUGUGUCCCUAGAACUACUUUGUAAAUACUGUACAUUCUUUCCCAUAGAUGUUUCAAAUGUUUCUAUGUAUUCAGAAUGCUAAAGUGAUUUCUACCACUACCUUUGUAUUAUUGACAACCUCCAUAUUCAAAAGCAAAGUGUUUGCUUAUAGUCAGUCGUAUGUUUGUCUGAAAUGUCAUCAUUAUCUAUUUUUCACACUUUUGUUUAAGUUUAUACUUUAUUUCUCAUGAUAUUUCCACAGACAACUAAGAAAUUGUUCAUGUAAUCACCACUGCCUGAUAUACACUGAGUGUAUAAAACAUUAGGAACAAUUGCUUUUUCCAUGUCACAGAUUGACCAGGUGAAUCCUAUGCUCCCUUAUUGAUGUCACUUAUCAAGGCACAAGGCGAGACCCAAAUGCAGACACAUGAGGCAGAUGGUUGGAGUCUUACAAUGUUUAUUAAUCCAAUGGGGUAGGCAAGAGAAUGGUUGUGGACAGGCAAAAAGAUCAAAACCAGAUCAGAGUCCAGAAGGUACAGAAUGGCAGACAGGCUCGUGGUCAGGGCAGGCAGAAGGGUCAGGCAGCCGGGUACAGGGUCCAGAAACAGGUAAGGGUCAAAACCGGGAGGACUACAAAAAUGAGAAUGCAAAAAGCAGGAGAACGGGAAAACUGCUGGUUGACAUCAAAACAUACAAGACGAACUGGCACAGAGAGACAGGAAACACAGGGAUAAAUACACUAGGGAAAAUAAGCGACACCUGGAGGGGUGGAGACAAUAACGAGGACAGGUGACACAGAUCAAGGUGUGACAGUUACUUGUUAAAUCCACUUCCAUCAGUGUAGAUGAAGGGAAGGAGACAGUUUAAAGAAGGAUGUUUAAGCCUUGAAACAAUUGAGACAUGGAUUUUGUGUGUGCCAUUCAGCAGGUGAAUGGGCAAGACAAAAGAUUUAAGUGCCUUUGAACAGGGUAUGGUAAUAGGUGCCAGGUGCACCGGUUUGUGUCAAGAACUGCAACGCUGCUGGGUUUUUCAUGCUCAACAGUUUCACUUGUGUAUCAAGAAUGAUCCACCACCAAAGGACAUCCAGCUAACUUGACACAACUGUGGGAAGCAUUGGAGUCAACAUGGGCCAGCAUCCCUGUGGAACGCUUUCAACACCUUGUAGAGUCCAGCACCAAAGAAUUGAGGCUGUUCUGAAGGCAAAGGAGGAGGGCGGGGGUGCAACUCAAUAUUAGGAAGGUGUUCUUAAUGUUUUGUACACUUAGUGUAUGUAAAUAUAUGUUUGACAAUAUUAAACAUAGAACAAUGAAGA